AAAAAUGGAUGAUCAUCCAACUAGGAAUUCCAAAUCGGGCCUCUUUCCAGAGCUCCGACUUUCCGAACUGCAGAUCACCGACGUCGUGAUUUUACCUAGUUUUUUUCCGAAUUCCCAGUUGUCUUGAACGCUGUAUUUCGGCAAGGCGGAUUCUCAGCAACUGUAUUUACGUCAGAUGCCCUAAUUUAUUAUAUUGCACUGAUCUGAAGAGGUGUGUUCUGUUUACAGAUCUACUGGAGGGAUGGAGACCCAUAAUUUGUCCUGUGCCAUUUGCUUGGACCGCUUCAAAGUCCCAGUCACCAUCCCAUGCGGUCACACCUUCUGUCGAGACUGCAUCACGACUCACUGGGACACCAAGUCCAAGUGCGACAUCGGGCCGCAUUGCCCUAUCUGCAAUGAGAAAUUCCCCACUAGACCCAUCCUAAAACGCAAUGUGUCCCUGUCCGUCCUGGCUGAGGCCACAGCGAACAGUGCCGGUGCAUUCGGUAGAGACACUGUACCGGUUAUGAGGGGUGACAUGGCCAGGGCCACGCACCUGAUUCUGUGUGACCGACACAAGAAGCCCCUGGUGUACUACUGCCGGAAGGACAACAUGUGUGUGUGCUGCGAGUGUGCCAUCUCCGAGUGUAAGAACCACGAGAAAGUGCUGGUGGAGGCUGAGAAGGAGAACCGAGAGUUACUACUGAGGAGGAAGAGUGUGGAGGUGGGAAUAUGUAUGGAGAAGACUGAGAGGAGCAUCGCUGAGCUGACGGAGAACAUCACCAAAGCCAAGGUGACCCUGCAGCAGACCUCCCACUGGGUGAAUGCCAAGUUUUCCAUGCUGUUGAAGGUGCUAGCAGAGAAACAGGAGUCUACAGAGAACUUCAUUGAGCAGGAGAAGGAGGCUUCCCUCUCCCAGGGGGAGGCUAGGUUGGAGGAGCUACAGGAGAGGGCCAAGCAACUCGGGGAGCGCCAGAGCCAGAUCGCAACUCUUCGCAACCUGCCCGACAUCCAGCUAAUACAGGAGUCUCGGCUGGUGGAGGUCCCUCGCAUGAAGGACAUUCCAGUGGAUGUGACCCCUAACCUGCAGGAGAGGCUCAGCGGGGUGACAGACGUCCUCUCACGGAUCUCCAAGCUAGUGUCUGAGGACCUGGAGAAGGCUGUGUCUACAGCUGUGGGGCAGGACAAGCAAGGUUCUCCCCAGGAUAAGCGCCCUGUCCUGGCUGUGGUCCCCAGUCCUGCUGCUCCAUGCCACCCCGCUGGGAAGGAGGGCCUCAGUGAAUACCGCUGCACCCUGACCUUUGACCCUCGCACAGCCAACAGUCACCUGCUCCUCUGCCAGGAGAACCUACGGGCGGAACACCUGACCUCUGGGCCGCGCCCUGUUCCAGCCCACGAAGCUCGCUUUGACCACACCUGGCAAGUGCUCUGCUUCCAGGGCUUCAAACACGGAAAGCACUACUGGGAGCUGGAGUUGUCCAAGCCAUGGGCCUACCUUGGGGUGACUUACGAGGGCAUCCCCAGGAAGGAAAAGGGGAAAAGGUGCAUGGUGGGAAUGAACGAUCUGUCCUGGAGCCUCCAGCUGGAUGAGCGCCAGCUGAGUGCCUGGCACAACGGCCGCCGGGAGACGGUGGCUGGCCACUCCCACCACUCCCGCAUCGGAAUUCUGCUGGACUACGAGGCUGGAACACUGACGUACUAUGGAGACGGGCAUACGCGGCUGCAUGCCUUCCACUGUGCCUUCACUCAGGAGCUGUUCCCCGCCUGUUGGAUAGGGGAGGGCGUGAGCAUCACCCUCUGCUCGCCAUGACGACAACACGAAAGGGAAUGACCGUGAUCUAACAAUCUCUUAUAGGACUAGUCUUGGGAAACUAUAACCCUGUUUAUACCUGGUGCUAACAUGGGUCCUUUGUCCUGAUCUUGCCUACAUUCUGAUUGUGCCUACAUUUCCAGAAAUGUGUCAGCAUACAGUAUGCUAUUAAAAUGUGCCUGUGGUUGGUCCAUUGUGUCUCCAUUUUGACCAGAUUUCCUUGUCCCUUUAUGCAAAUUAUUUCACAGCUUUCAAAAUAAUAUUUAUUUAAGACACAUAUUGAUGUAAUCAGUCUAUAAUCAGUCAAUGGUGCCACCUGUCAAUGAGAGUGGAGAGUGGAAUAAUUAUGAUUUAAAUGGUUUCUCUGUCCGGAUCUGUCUACACUUGUAAAAUAUCCAGACACUGUGUGUCUGACGACCUCCAGUCACAAUCAAAUUACAAUGUGUCUUGAUUGUCAACACCUGUCUAAAAAUGUGGGCACAAUCAGGAUGUUGACAGGAUCAGGACAAAGGACACAAGUUAGAACCAGGUAAAAACGGGGCUUAUGGCAACAGGUUCAGUUAUUUUUUGGGAACCAUAGACAUUGCAUCAUUGUAUCUGUCCAAGUAUGGCGUCUGUGAGAGCACGGAAAAGUCUAAACGGGAUCCUAGGGAUGUCCCAACUCUGACAUCAUCCCAUUGAAGUUGAAUUUUAAACAUUUUGAGUUAGGGUUGGGGGGUAGAUCAUUUUCAGCUGUUCGUGCAUACAUAUUUUUCUAGAGACAAGCCUGAAGUUCGAAGCCGAAGUUUACACCCCUUUGUCGGUGAUUGGUCAACAGUAGUGAUUUUUCAAUUAAGUGUAUGUUGUCAUUCAACGAGAGGUUAAUAGUUUUCAUGUACACCACCGUUCUAAAGUUUGGGGUCACUUAGAAAUGUCCUUGUUUUUGAAGGAGAAGCACAUUUUUGUCCAUUAAAAUAACAUCAAAUUGAUCAGAAAUACAGUGUAGAC
Molecule: messenger RNA, 2776 nt
Organism: Oncorhynchus tshawytscha (Chinook salmon)
Lineage: Eukaryota; Metazoa; Chordata; Actinopteri; Salmoniformes; Salmonidae
Gene: trim65
Product: tripartite motif containing 65
Exons: 8
Coding region: 242-1789 (515 amino acids)
Molecular function (GO): zinc ion binding; protein binding
Source: RefSeq, a predicted model, not a curated record